This is a messenger RNA of Rhopilema esculentum, 2084 nucleotides long. RefSeq lists its product as uncharacterized. Gene Ontology annotation, molecular function: S-adenosylmethionine-dependent methyltransferase activity. Lineage: Eukaryota; Metazoa; Cnidaria; Scyphozoa; Rhizostomeae; Rhizostomatidae. The record is from RefSeq and is a predicted model, not a curated record.
UCGCUGCUUGUAAGCUGGUCGUUUGUGAGAUAUCGCAGUUAGAAUACUCACUUUUCUUACUCAUUUUCAAAGUCUUAGAACAAGAAAUGGCAGAGUCUCCAACAAGUUGUUGGACAAGUGAACUGCAUCAGGAGUGGUGUGACACUGCAGACUGGGUAUUUUGCUACCAGAAGAGGCAAUAUGCUGCGACAUUACAGAAUAAGCAACCACCAUGAGCAGCUACAACAACUACGAGAAGGCAUCAAAUAAUUAUGACCUUGGAAGAUACCCAUCAGGUGCUGAAGUGCAGAUAGCGAUGCUCCAGGGGUACUUGAAAAAACCCUUAGAGCAGGUCCGCAUUCUGGAUGCUGGGUGUGGCACUGGCAACUACAGCAAAGUGAUGCUGGAAGCUGGAGUGGGCAAAGUUCACAUGAUUGAUGGCUCUGAAGGCAUGCUGAACCAGUCUAAGGCCAAGUUGCACAAAUACAUUGAAUCAAAGAAGAUUUUAGACAUCAAGAAACACUUCCUUCCAACAUUGCCCUUUGAAGAUAACAUGUUUGACGUGGUUAUGUUCAUGCAGGUUCUCCACCACAUCGACACCCAGUGUGACAGCGGGAUCCAAAGCUACCCCAACGCUGUUAAAUCGGUUCAUGAGGCGCUGCGUGUUUUGAAACCGGGGGGUGUUCUAAUGAUUGAUAUGCAUUCGGAGGAACAAGCCGCCAAAGGCUAUUGGUUCUACUCGUUGAUCCCCAAGGCAACAGCAAAGUUUAAGCGAAAGGUCAUUCCAGAGGGAAUGAUGUUCGAGGAACUAAGGAAAGCAGGCUACUGCAAUGUGUCAUUCAUCUCAAGGCCUGACAGCUGUCUGAUUCUUAAAGAUCAGUACUCGAAUAUCGAGGGCCCACUUAGCCCAGAAUGGAGGUGUAUUGAUUCAAUAUGGGGUCUUGUCGAUGACGAUGAGCUGAAAGAGGCCAUUGCCAAAGUGGAAGAGAUGAAACAAGAGGGAAUUUUGCAUCAGUACUAUGAAGAAACUGACGCUACUCGCAGGCGCAUUGGCCAAAGUAUUACAAUUUUUGCCCAAAAACCUGUGGAAGAGCAUCUCAGUAAUGGCAUUUCAAAUGGCAUUUCAAAUGGCAUUUCAAAUGGCACCAACGGCAAUAUAUCUAACGGGGUUUGAAUCGUUUUAUUUGAUUUAAUAAUGAGUAUGCUUUCAAUAUUUAUCUAGCAUAUAAUGUAUCAAAUGAAUUUUAUUGCCACACGUAGAACGUCCGUAUCUACGCUUGCGGUUUAAACUCUUAUGCUUAUACUCCCAAUGGCUGUAACAGCUUAUAAUCAUUUCAGUGUAUCAUUUUAUUACUCAUUGUUUGUUGUACUGUAUAACUUAAUGUUAUGUGUUUUUUAAGAAAACAAAGGCUAGCCUAUCGUUGUUAUUGCUAAUUAUGUUGUUGCUGUUGUUGUUAGUAGCUUUUUGAAUGUCCUUAUUGUAUUUUUCUUUUAUCAUGUGACACAUACGCUUUAAAAUGUCAUCUAUGUUAUCACUGUAGUUUCAACCUGUUUGCGAAAUGAAUACGAGGUCGCCUCGUGAUCAGUCUAAUGUCCACCAAAAGUACUGCAGCACGCUCAUCGUAUUCUUGUAUACUUCUCCUCUUUUGUGGAGGCUCGGUACUUUCAAUUUUCAUAAUUCUGGGUCAAUAAUUCUCUUCUUCAAAGACAGACGCCCUUUACCGCCGUUCCCAAUGCCUUGUGUUUCAUGUUUCGUAUCUCUCCUGACUGAACAGUAUUUUCGAAUUUAGAUCUCAAAUUUUCCGACAGCGGCCAAACCAGUUAUACCGAUCAAAUCGGUAUUUCUAACCUUAGCCCGGUUUUCCCAAGAGCCGAAUUUUCCCUCUACCUAUUACCUUGACAAAGUCUAAUGGUGCUGCCAUUGCAGCAAGUAGUUCGUUUAAGUAUCAUGUAAUGGCUUUAUUAUGUCUUUAAUCGUCUUUGAAACGCAAUGUAUAUUCAAUGUAGAACCAUGUAACAUGUUUUUAUGUUUUUUGUAAGUUUAUGCAUCACCAGUACAUCUUCCAUGCAAGUAUUCCUGAUGGUCAUAAUUUUUAUCCGUUAAA